Carassius carassius (crucian carp) is the source of this 2903-nucleotide messenger RNA. It is a transcript of the gene wscd2, whose product is annotated as WSC domain containing 2. NCBI's taxonomy places the organism in Eukaryota, Metazoa, Chordata, Actinopteri, Cypriniformes, Cyprinidae. The transcript is spliced from 10 exons. The coding region runs from base 1129 to 2871 and encodes 580 amino acids. The record is from RefSeq and is a predicted model, not a curated record.
AUAAUUUGUUUCGUGCUGUGUCUGCGCAGAACUCUAGGCAGUGCUGUCGGGCUGUGCGGCGCGCGCUCUGACGCGCGGCUGCUGCUGUUGCUGUGAACUGCAGGGAUGUGAGACACGCGCCGGAUAAGCGAGGAGAGAAGAGACAGACAGCUCUCUUGACAACGUUAUAAAAAAACCCGGAACGCCUCCUCUUUGACCUGAUUCACGAGUAGCAGGUACUAUGCGGUCGCGCUGUGCGUGUGCGCUUGCGGCUCUGAGCGCGCGACGAUGUAAAAGGCAGCGCGUGCGGAUUCUGCGGCAGCUGUGAUCGGGAAUAACUGGGAUAGGAAAACUCAGCGAGGCAUGGAAAAGCACGCUGAUCACUGAGCAAAUAAUCAUCCAGACAAUCAUUCACAGACAUAUUCAUUGUGCGCGCCCCCAGGCGCUCCGUUCUUCGAUCGAUUACCACAGAAGAGACACACAGAGCAUAUGAAUGCGGGUGCGUGCGCUGCAAGUGAUUCCGUAGUUUCUGUCCUGCUCCGUUCAAACGCUGCUGAGAAGACCUUACAGCCAGGAACUGAGCUAUAUUGGCUCUGAAUGAAGUCUGUGUGCUGCUGGUUUAGAAUGUUGUGACGAUAACAUCAGCCUGACUCCGCUCUGACUGCGGCAGGUGGGAGCCCAGGGGUCAGGUAACGGUGACACUGGGUCAUUUCUGUGAGUGAGGGCUGAGUCAGGAGUGAAGCAGUGCUGCUUUUGAUUGACGGACAGCUCGGUGGGAAACAAGGCCUCGAGAGAGAGCGAGGGUCCGAUAACAGGAGUGAAAGCUUCGCAACGGCAAUAUCAUCUUUCAGUCUUUACUGCCACUCGUCUUUCACAACAUGGCCUCUGCGGUAGCACCGUACUCCUCUGUCGCUGCCUCUUUGGGGAUGUAGAAAGACACGGGACACACGGGCACAUUCUUGCAUGCUGCCGAAGAGGAAAAACUGGGGAAGUGUCGUAAGGUCCUUAUUAGAUAAACUGUGUUAAACAUCACUGCCGUCACAACUACUGUUACCUGGUUUUAGUGUUUCAAAGGGACUCAUAGGACCAUGAGUGUUUAGGAAGGUGCUUUCUCUGACUUUAUAUGUUCCUGUGUAACAUCGAAGGCCAAUGCGUGUGGCUCGAGAGCCCAUCAUGGCCAGACCGCUGCUUAAGAUCCACCGCUAUUUCCACCGUAAACCGAUACGCUUUUUCUCUUUCAUCCUCCUCUACCUCACCGCUGGAAGUCUUGUUUUCCUGCACUCUGGCUUCUCCAGCGAUACUUCCACUACUGGAGCUUCUGGAAGCGGCCGUGACCCACUUAUAUCUGAAGGUGGGGGCGGCACAGGUGCUGGGAGCUCUUCCUCUGAUGCUCUCGGGCUCCUAGGAAGAGUGUUUAAGGAAACAAGAAGAACCCCCCGGAGAUUUGGACCACCAUGGAUGAAGGAAAAUGGGGCACAGGAUGCACCGGAGUGGGCCGGAAGAGGAUUCGAUCAUACCAGCAGCUGGAGCCAUGGAGCCAAAGGAAGAACCACCAAAGAGAUGGACAAUGGGAGAGCAAAGUACAUCGGAUGUUAUGUUGAUGACACACAGAAGCGGGCUCUUAGAGGGGUUUCCUUUUUGGACUACAAAAAAAUGACUGUCUUCCGUUGCCAGGACAACUGCGCUGAAAGGGGUUAUCUCUAUGCGGGUCUGGAGUUUGGAGCGGAGUGCUACUGUGGACAUAAGAUCCAGGCACCCAACGUGUCAGAGAGUGAAUGUCAUAUGGAGUGUAAAGGGGAAAAGAGUAACAUCUGUGGAGGACCUAAUCGACUGUCCAUAUACAGACUGGAGUUGAGCCAGGAGUCAGUCCGCAGAUAUGGGAGUGCCAUCUUCAAGGGCUGUUUCAAGAGGCCAGAGAAUGUGACCCUGGCACUUCCUGCUAGUGCCGUUAUUAAAAACAUGUCAGUGGACAAGUGUGUUGACAUGUGCACAGAGAAAGAAUUCUCUCUGGCAGCCUUGGCUGGUGAAAAAUGUCACUGUGGAUUUCCUACUUCGCUCUUCACCCUGCAUGAGCGUGAGGAUGAGGAACUGUGUCUCCAGCAUUGUGCAGGAGAAGACUUUGAGAGCUGUGGAAACAAUGACUUCUUUGUAGUGUACCAGACCCAGGUGCAAGAUAAUCGUUGUAUGGACCGGCGCUUUUUACCCACUCGUUCCAAGCACCUAGUGGCACUAGCUAGUUUCCCAGGAGCAGGGAAUACAUGGGCCCGUCACCUUAUUGAGCUGGCCACGGGUUACUACACCGGGAGCUACUACUUUGAUGGCUCACUGUACAACAAAGGUUUCAAAGGGGAGAGAGAUCACUGGCGCAGUGGUAGAACCAUAUGCAUCAAGACCCAUGAGAGCGGCAAGAAGGAGAUCGAGGCCUUUGAUGCCAGCAUUCUUAUGAUCCGCAAUCCUUAUAAAGCACUCAUGGCAGAAUUUAACCGCAAGUAUGGUGGCCAUAUUGGAUUUGCCUCUCAAGCUCAUUGGAGGGGGAAAGAGUGGCCAGAGUUCGUGAAGAACUACGCUCCAUGGUGGGCAUCCCACACACUAGACUGGCUGAAAUAUGGAAAGAAAGUUCAAGUGGUACACUUUGAGGAUUUAAAACGGGAGCUUUUCUCUGAGUUAAAAGGCAUGGUCAUCUUUCUGGACCUAGAAGUCUCAGAGGACCGCCUGCUGUGUGUGGAAGGACAGAAGGAUGGGAACUUCAAACGCUCUGGGCUGAGGAAGCUGGAAUAUGACCCUUAUACACCAGAGAUGCGUGCAACUAUUGACGGGCUUAUUAAGACCGUGGACACAGCACUCAGAAAGAGAAACCUGUCUGGUGUACCCGAGGAGUAUAGACCCAGAUGAUACUCAUCUCUUUUUUUACUUCAACACAUUUU